Magnolia sinica is the source of this 3526-nucleotide messenger RNA. RefSeq names its product U-box domain-containing protein 44-like. Gene Ontology annotation, molecular function: ubiquitin-protein transferase activity; protein binding. The record is from RefSeq and is a predicted model, not a curated record. Gene Ontology annotation, biological process: protein ubiquitination. The coding region runs from base 223 to 3363 and encodes 1046 amino acids. Lineage: Eukaryota; Viridiplantae; Streptophyta; Magnoliopsida; Magnoliales; Magnoliaceae. The transcript is spliced from 5 exons.
ACUUAACAGCCAAUCCGCUCCAGUUUAGCACGGUUGGCGCGAAUCGCAUCUCCAAUCCUUCUCGCGCGAAACGCGUCAGACUUGCGCUUGGAGAGUCAAACGCGGGGACAAAAGGACUUACGUAGUCAAAUCCCAGUAGUCAAAAAACUCGCUUCUUCUCUCUAACCUCUGUCUCUCUCUCUCCAUGCCAGAACUCCGCCGCCCUCCUCUCCCCGCCGGGAAAUGACGUCCUCCGCCGUAACUCCUGCUCCGGCGGUCGAAUCCAUCAACCGCUCGCUCUCCGAGAUCUCCGCCUUCUCCUCCUCCUCCUCCGACUACGCGUGGGACCCACCCCGCCGCUUCUCCGGCUACGCCAAGCGCCUCCACCUCAUCGUCAACCAGUGCGUCAGAUCCUCGCCGGAAACCACCCCCCCUUCCGUAAACACCGCCUUCAAAGGCAUCGCCGGAGAACUGACGCAAGCCCUAGAGACGCUCUCUCUUUACAAAAAUAGAAGCAAAAUCUACGUACUCAUCCACUGCCAGACGCUGUGCGCAUCUCUCCACGAGCGCACGGUAGCAAUUGGCGCAUGGCUCGCUUUACUCGACUCUGCUCUUCUCUCCAACCCCGAUCUCCACAAAAAAACUGCCGAUCUCUCUCGAGACAUGCAACAAGCCCAGUUCAAAGUGACGGAGAAUGAGGAGAGGGUGUACUGCACCCUCCAGAAAGAAGCGCAAAUUAGACAGAGCAGCAAAGCGGUCCAAAGCGCGAUCAUUAUGGAUCUCGCCCGUGCGCUUGGCAUGGAUUCUGAGAAACAUGCCGAGCUGGCCGAGCAGAUCCGUCUCCUCAAAUUGGACCUCGCUGGCUCCAACCCUGUCUCUGACCGUCGGAUUCUAAUCUCGCUGGAGCGGAUUUUUGAAAGCUGGUUGGUUGAGCCUGACAUCUCCUCUCGAGUUAUUGACCUUGAUCUGGAAGAUGAAUCCCUCAUCCCACCGUUCAAAAACUUUAUCUGCCCGCUGACAAAGGAGGUCAUGAAAGAUCCAGUUGUCCUCGAGUCUUCCCAGACUUAUGAGCGGACCGCUAUCAAGUACUGGUUUGAUCGGUGCAUUGAGGACGGGCGUGAUCCAACCUGUCCUGUCACAGGACAGGUUCUCAAGACCUUGGAGCAGAAGCCGAACAUCAAUCUUGCUGGGGCAAUUGAGGAGUGGUUAAAUCGGAACAUUGAAAUUCAGAUCAAAGCGGCAGUGCAGCAUCUUGGCAGCGAGGAUCCUUCUUCAUUGGUGGAAUCCGUUGAACGGGUUUUGGAAAAUGUUUAUAAGAUCUCAGAGGAGCAUCCAUCGAGCAGAUACAGAAUUAGGAAUGCGGGGAUUGUUGUUCUCAUAGUUAAAUUGCUGAGGAACUGUUCCAAGAGUAUUGGUUCCCACGUGAGAAGCAAAGCUCUUUUGGUGCUGCUUAGUAUGGCCAAGGAUGAAGAGAGCAAGCAAAUAAUGCUUGAAGAGGGUGUGACUAGAUUAGCCAUCCAUAGUCUAACUGCGAGCUUGGAAAAGGAGAGGGAGUAUGCUGUGAAGUUAUUGCUUGAAUUCUCAUGUGAUGAAGGUUAUUGCACCAAAAUAGCAUCACAAAAAGGGGCUCUGGUUCUUCUCACAAGUAUGACUGGAAACUUAGAGCAUCCCGCUUUAUCUAACCUAGCUGAAGAGGUCCUAAGAAAAGUGGAAAAAGUGGAGGAAAAUGUUCAACAUUUGGCAGCAGCUGGAAGAUUUCAACCUUUGCUUACUCGUCUCUGUGAAGGUACUGAAGACGUUAAAAUAGAGAUGGCGACAUUGGUAGGAAAUAUGACUUUGACAAACGAUGGUAAAGAACAUAUUGCUCAGCAUGGUAUUAAGGUACUUGUUGGCAUGCUUUCUUCCAAGCUGGAGGGAAGGACAUCAAGCUUGCGAGCGUUGCAUAAUCUGUCAAGCUUGGAUGACAAUGCUACUAUCCUAGUUGAUUCGGGUGUGCUUGUACAACUUACAAAUAUUCUCUUCGAAGAUGGCCAAGAUGAUCUGUCAGAGCUAAAGGAAUUGGCAGCGUCAACAACGGCAAACAUUGUGUCAAAGGCAGGGCACUGGGAAUUGGCAUCUGUAGAUAAGCGCGGGCGUUCCAUGCAGUCAGAAUUGACUAUCCACAGCCUUUUGGGGCUUUUGUCUCAUGCAUCACCGAAAUGUCAAGUGGCACUUCUCCAAAUUCUCUGUGGAAUUGUAUCUUCCCCCCAAGCGUCAGAGUCAGCAGCUGCCCAUAUAAAAAGCGGCAAUGGUAUUGCAACCAUUGUAUCCUUUCUCGAACACCCAGAAGUUGAUCAUAGAAUCUAUGCGUUCAGGCUUACAAGUUUACUCUCCGAAAGGUUGGGUCCAGAUCUGGCUGAUGAGCUGAGAGCUUCUAACAAGCUACCCUUAUUGAAAGAGAAGCUAUUAGACAUUCAGUGCAAGUCAGGUGAGAGAUCUGAAGCUGCAUGUAUACUUGCCAACCUCCCCAUAUCAGACAAUGAGGUGAAAACAGUUCUAGGAACUAGUCUUGUACAAUGGGCCAUCACUACUCUCAAAGAGCAGCCAGGAAGCACUGCUGGAAGGAACACAAGGCCCACCCCAAGCAUGGUGGAGGGCCUUCUUGGCCUCUUAUUGCACUUUGCAAGGAAUCCCGAUCCAACGGUACUGGCCAUACUUAAAGAACAUCAUCUCAUGGCUGUUUUCCUCAAUCAGCUUAGAUUCGCUUCGAAAUCGACAGUGAAGCAGCGUGCUGCUCUUGGAUUAAAGCACUUAUCAGAGUCCGCAGGGGCACUGGUCACGGCUAGAGACCCGAAACCCCAACUCCCACAUGGUUUUUGCAUACCCUUGAUGUUUAUGUGUGGAAAGGCGCCAAUGGUACCCGAGACAUGUCCGAUACAUGCGGUUAUAUGUGAUGAGGAUAAUUCAUUUUGCUUGCUCAAAGGGAAAGCCAUCAAGCCACUCUCCAAUCUUCUGAACGAUGAAAACACAGACGUUCAAAUAGCAGCGGUUGAAGCAUUGUCCACGCUCAUAGUGGAUACGCACAACCUAAAGCGCGUGGUCGAUGAGCUCGAUCAGCUUGGCAUUGUUGACAACCUAACUACACUAUUCACAGAGGUCAGGCCGGGAAUGCUCCAAGAGAGGUCGAUUUGGAUGGUGGAGAGGUUCUUGAGAGUGGAAACCCAUGCUCAGCUGUAUUCGGUUGAUCAGGGCCUUGUAAGGGCUUUGGUAGAAGCAUUUAAACAUGGGAAUGGCAAUACAAAGCGGCAUGCGCAGGAUGCUCUAACCAACCUGAAACAACUGUCUGGGGUCAGCGGGAAAACCUCGAGUCAAACAGGAGGACGGCGGUUGAUGAAUGACCGUUGAGCAAUUCAUUUGUAUGGAAUCAUCUGCUGGGUUACAGUCAUGUCUUUGUAGCUCCAAUGUUGUAUUGUUGUAAGGAGACGUUGAUAUUGUGACCAUAUUUUGUAAAUUAUUGCAUCCAUCAUCGAUUUUGUAAAGUAAUCAAUUACCAGUGGAAUCUCGUGCA